AAUCAAUUUCAUUUCAUUUUCAUUUGAUUUGCUGAGAAAAAUUAUUCAUUAUUUUUCUUUAAAUCGAGACUGUGAAAUUUCAUCAUCGAUUUUUAUUUGGAUUGGUUUUUGUGUGUUUGUGUGGUUUCAAUCCUAAUCAUCCGAAUUUUUGAUCGAUCGUAAUCAGUUUGCUGAAUUCAAUUUUUAUUGUCACUAUAUCAUCAAUUUCGUGUCAUCUUUUCAUUUCAUCAACUUAAUUGAUAAUGGGAAAAGAUAAUAAACCUCGUGGUCGUAUGUCGGCCUAUGCAUAUUUUGUGCAAACUUGCCGUGAAGAACAUAAACAAAAACAUCCGAAUGAAAACGUUGUAUUUGCAGAAUUUUCGAAAAAAUGUUCCGAACGCUGGAAGAACAUGAGCGAUAAAGAGAAAAAUCGCUUCCAUGUAAUGUCCGAAAAAGAUAAAAAACGUUAUGAUGGCGAAAUGUCCCGUUAUAAAGCUACCAAUAAAGGUGCCGAAAAAGGCCGCAGGAAGAAGCGCGUCAAGGAUCCCGAUGCACCAAAACGAUCAUUGUCGGCAUUCUUCUGGUUCUGUAAUGAUGAGCGAUCUAAAGUAAAAGGUCAGAAUCCCGAAGCUACCGUUGGUGAAGUAGCCAAAGAAUUGGGUCGUCGUUGGAAUGCCUGUACCGAAGAUCAAAAAGCUAAAUAUGAAGCAUUGGCACUCAAAGACAAGGCUCGAUAUGAAAAGGAAAUGAAAGCUUAUAAAGGCGGAAAAACUACUGGUGGCAGUAAAGGCGGUGCGAAAGGUGGUUCAUCCAAAUCAAAGAAGGAAUCCUCUGACGAAGAAGAAGAAGAGGAGGAAGAAGAUGAUGAUGAUGAUGAAGAUAGCGAUUAGACUAAUUAAUUUUAGACCUGAAUCGAUUAUCAGAAUAUUAUCGCUUCUGACCAUCAUCCAUCUUGAGAUUCUCAUUUACAUUCAUUUUUAUAUCCAUGAAAUUGUCAUUAUAAACAUUCGAUGAUUCAACCACAUACACAUACACAUUAAAUUCAUAACCCGAGUAAUCGGAUUUCAUUUCAA
Dermatophagoides pteronyssinus (European house dust mite) is the source of this 1052-nucleotide messenger RNA. RefSeq names its product Dorsal switch protein 1 (gene Dsp1). The record is from RefSeq and is a predicted model, not a curated record. Lineage: Eukaryota; Metazoa; Arthropoda; Arachnida; Sarcoptiformes; Pyroglyphidae.